ACCAACGUUGCUCGCCCCAUGACCCUUUCUCCUCUUCACCCCCUCCCACCUUCCAAGAUGUUUCCUCUCCUUCAAUUCUCUACUUGUUUCCUAUUAAAACCAAUUAAACAAUUACCCCAAAGAAAUGCAUGUCUUUUUCGUGUCCUCCUUCCCCAUUUGACUUCUCCAAUCCCUCUUGGUCGAAACUUGAGAGCUUCUUGACCCACAUCCCACCUUCCUUGGCAGCCUCCUCCUUCCCACCCCCAAACCCACCUCAAAAACCUCUCCUUUCCACCGUUUAGCCCCACUUCUUCCUUCCAUCUCCAAUACCCAGUCCUCGAAUCCUCCUAAAAAAGGCCUUUCUUUCUUUCUUAUAUUUUGUUGGAUCAGGAAAUAGGUUCUUGAUGACUUGGUACCCAAACAACUUCACCCAAUAUUAAUCCCAUUUGCUUCUGAUCCAACCAACGUUUUUAACGCCCUGAAGAGUUUUUAAUACAAAGAACAACAAAAAUGAACGAUCUAUUUUCAGGCUCUUUCUCUCGCUUCCGAAGCGAAGAAGCUUCCCCUGAUCACCACGUCAUCCAGAUGACGCAAUCCUCCUCCACCUCCGGCGGUGUCAACCUCGACAAGUUCUUCGAGGAUGUCGAGUCAAUCAAAGACGAGCUCAAAGAACUGGAGAGGCUGAACGACAAUCUCUCGUCGUCUCACGAGCAGAGCAAGACGUUACACAACGCGAAAACCGUGAAAGAAUUAAGAGCAAAGAUGGAUGCUGAUGUAGCCAUGGCUUUGAAAAAGGCCAAGCUUAUUAAGGUUAGGCUGGAGGCGCUUGACCGGUCCAACGCGGCGAACAGGAGCUUGCCUGGGUGUGGACCGGGGUCUUCUUCGGACCGGACCAGGACGUCGGUUGUGAACGGGUUGAGAAAGAAGUUGAAGGAUUCCAUGGAGAGUUUUAAUGGGUUGAGAGAAAAGAUCUCGUCUGAGUAUAGAGAAACUGUUCAGAGAAGGUAUUUUACGGUUACUGGAGAGAACCCAGAUGAGAGGACUAUUGAUCUUUUGAUUUCAACAGGUGAGAGUGAGACUUUUUUGCAAAAGGCCAUUCAAGAACAAGGGAGGGGAAGAAUUUUGGACACCAUCAAUGAGAUUCAAGAAAGGCAUGAUGCUGUUAAGGACAUGGAGAAGAACCUCAAGGAGUUGCACCAAGUUUUCUUGGACAUGGCAGUCCUGGUUCAAGCUCAAGGUGAGCAAUUGGAUGAUAUUGAGAGCCAGGUGAACAGAGCGAAUUCAUUUGUGCGAGGUGGAACUGAGCGGUUGCAAACAGCAAGGAAUUACCAGAAGAAUACCCGGAAAUGGACUUGUUAUGCGAUCAUACUAUUGCUGGUGAUCAUCUUGUUUGUGGUGUUAUUCACUGUGAGACCAUGGGAAAACAGUGGUGGUGGUGGUGGCGGGAACAGCAGUCCAUCUCAAAGUCCAACAACAACAGCUCCACCCCCACCUACUGCUUAACCAUAGUCCAUAGGUUGCUGUGAUUAGGCGUUGAUCAGUGUUAGCUAUGCAGUAUUCUUGUUUGAGAUCUGAGUUUCUGCAUUUUCUUUUUCUUUCUUUCUUUUUUUUUCUGGAUUGGUUUAACGAAUCUAUCAGAGAGAUGGAAGUGACAUUUGGUUGGAUGGCUUGAAGCUUUCCGCUGCAUUGUUUGUUGUUUCACGGAAAGCAGGGGGUAGGGCUGGAGUGAAAAAUGAAUGCCAUGAUUGCUGUUGAGAAUUCAGAUAGACUUUCUGGGAGAGACACCAUAUUGCAUUUUUGAUUAUUGAUUGAUUCUUUCCUGUAUGUAACUAGUAAUUUUGGGUUAUUUAUUUCCUGGUUGCUAUAGAAACUGUAUUUGUGAGA
Theobroma cacao (cacao) is the source of this 1863-nucleotide messenger RNA. Its product is annotated as syntaxin-121. Gene Ontology annotation, biological process: intracellular protein transport; vesicle fusion; exocytosis. Gene Ontology annotation, cellular component: plasma membrane; endomembrane system; SNARE complex. Gene Ontology annotation, molecular function: SNAP receptor activity; SNARE binding. The record is from RefSeq and is a predicted model, not a curated record. NCBI's taxonomy places the organism in Eukaryota, Viridiplantae, Streptophyta, Magnoliopsida, Malvales, Malvaceae.